Molecule: messenger RNA, 14756 nt
Organism: Metopolophium dirhodum (rose-grain aphid)
Lineage: Eukaryota; Metazoa; Arthropoda; Insecta; Hemiptera; Aphididae
Product: zinc finger protein ZFP2-like
Exons: 4
Coding region: 202-2616 (804 amino acids)
Biological process (GO): central nervous system development; regulation of transcription by RNA polymerase II
Cellular component (GO): nucleus
Molecular function (GO): DNA-binding transcription factor activity, RNA polymerase II-specific; RNA polymerase II cis-regulatory region sequence-specific DNA binding
Source: RefSeq, a predicted model, not a curated record
UUUUCAUUUACUGUUCAGUCAAAUAAUAAACGAUUAACGAUUUUACUUAUUUUUGUUUUGUUCUUACGUUUUGCCUUUUGUGUAAUAACUAUCGUUGGUGCGGAUUAUUGGAGAUUGUAAGUUAUUUAAUAAUUAAUCCAGCAGUACCUAAGUACCUUUACAUUAUAAUUGAAAAACAAACAAUAAGGAGGAUAAUUCAAUAUGGAACCAUUAAGAACAACAAUUGAUGAUAGCAAGAUAAAUUCCAAGUAUAAUGAUAUAAUUCACAAUUCUAGAGUGUUGUCAAUUCCACUUAUUAGAUGUGAUGACCAAGUGUUUAAUGGCAUUAUUAAACAGGAAACUAUUGAUAAUCAAUUAUUUAAUGGAAUGAUAAAAGAGGAACAUAUUGAUGAAACAGACCAUCACAAUGAUAGUCAAUUAUUACAAAAAAGAAUUAAAACUGAAGAAAAAAGAAACACAACAGAUACUGAAAUUAAAGUAGAAAUAGAUUAUAUUAAUAUUUAUGAAUUUGAAGGAACAGUCUUACAACAAAGCUACUCUUCAGAAUUAAUGACUCGUAUGAAUUCAAACUUAACAUCCAACAGUUUAAAGAAAACUUCAUUGAGUGAUAACUUUGAUAAGGAGUUUUCUACAGCAUCCAAUUUAACUGCGCAUACAAGAAUACAUACCAGAAAAAAGCCGUAUAUAUGUGAUAUCUGUGAUAAAUUUUUUUUUCUGAAAACAAAUUUAAUAACUCAUAUAAGGAUGCAUACCCUUGAAAAGCCAUAUACUUGUGAUAUCUGUGAUAAGGAGUUUUCUACGGCAUCCAAUUUAAAAUCGCAUACGAAGACACAUACUGGACUGAAGCCUUAUAAAUGUGAUAUCUGUGGUAAGGAGUUUUCUAGAGUAUCCACUUUAACUGCGCAUACAAGAAUACAUACUGGCGAAAGGCCGUACAAAUGUGAUAUCUGUGGUAAGGGGUGUUCUACAUCUUCUGAUUUAACUGUACAUACAAGAAUACAUACCGGAAAAAGACCAUAUAAAUGUGAUAUCUGUGGUAAGGAGUUUUCUAUAGUAUCCAAUUUAACUGCGCAUACAAGAAUACAUACUGGCGAAAGGCCAUACAAAUGUGAUAUCUGUGGUAAGGGGUGUUCUACAUCUUCUAAUUUAACUGUACAUACAAGAAUACAUACCGGAAAAAGACCAUAUAAAUGUGAUAUAUGUGGUAAGGAGUUUUCUAGAGUAUCCACUUUAACUGCGCAUACAAGAAUACAUACUGGUGAAAGGCCAUACAAAUGUGAUAUCUGUGGUAAGGGGUGUUCUACAUCUUCUAAUUUAACUGUACAUACAAGAAUACAUACCGGAAAAAGACCAUAUAAAUGUGAUAUCUGUGGUAAGGGGUGUUCUACAUCAUCAGAUUUAACAAAGCAUUCAAGAACACAUACUGGCGAAAGGCCAUACAAAUGUGAUAUCUGUGAUAAAGGGUGUUCUACAUCAUCAGAUUUAACAAUGCAUUCAAGAAUACAUUCCGAAGAAAAGCCGUAUAAAUGUGAUAUCUGUGGUAAGGGGUGUUCUUCAUCAUCAGGUUUAACAAAGCAUUCAAGGACACAUACCGGAGAAAAACCGUAUACAUGUGAUAUCUGUGGUAAGGGGUGUUCUACAUCUUCUAAUUUAACUGUGCAUACAAGAAUACAUACCGGAAAAAGGCCAUAUAAAUGUGAUAUCUGUGGUAAGGGGUGUUCUUCAUCAUCAGGUUUAACAAAGCAUUCAAGGACACAUACCGGAGAAAAACCAUAUACAUGUGAUAUCUGUGGUAAGGGGUGUUCUACAUCUUCUAAUUUAACUGUACAUACAAGAAUACAUACCGGAAAAAGACCAUAUAAAUGUGAUAUAUGUGGUAAGGAGUUUUCUAGAGUAUCCACUUUAACUGCGCAUACAAGAAUACAUACUGGUGAAAGGCCAUACAAAUGUGAUAUCUGUGGUAAGGGGUGUUCUACAUCUUCUAAUUUAACUGUACAUACAAGAAUACAUACCGGAAAAAGACCAUAUAAAUGUGAUAUCUGUGGUAAGGGGUGUUCUACAUCAUCAGAUUUAACAAAGCAUUCAAGAACACAUACUGGCGAAAGGCCAUACAAAUGUGAUAUCUGUGAUAAAGGGUGUUCUACAUCAUCAGAUUUAACAAUGCAUUCAAGAAUACAUUCCGAAGAAAAGCCGUAUAAAUGUGAUAUCUGUGGUAAGGGGUGUUCUUCAUCAUCAGGUUUAACAAAGCAUUCAAGGACACAUACCGGAGAAAAACCGUAUACAUGUGAUAUCUGUGGUAAGGGGUGUUCUACAUCUUCUAAUUUAACUGUGCAUACAAGAAUACAUACCGGAAAAAGGCCAUAUAAAUGUGAUAUCUGUGGUAAGGGGUGUUCUUCAUCAUCAGGUUUAACAAAGCAUUCAAGGACACAUACCGGAGAAAAACCGUAUAUAUGUGAUAUCUGUGGUAAGGGGUGUUCUACAUCUUCUAAUUUAACUGUGCAUACAAGAAUACAUACCGGAAAAAGGCCAUAUAAAUGUGAUAUCUGUGGUAAGGGGUUUUAUACUUCAUCACAUUUACCAAAGCAUUUAAAAACACAUGCCAGAGAUAAACUUUAGAAAUGUAAUAUCUGUAAUCAUAUUUUUUCUCUGAAAAGGUAUUUAAUAUGUUAUAAAAUGACACAUACCGGAAAAAGUGUUUAAAAAUUCAAUAUACUCAAGACACAAAAAAUUAUCUUAUUUAAUAUUUAUUAAAACUUUUAUACUUUAAUCAUUUCAUAGUAUUUAUGGAUUAGUUUAUAAAAAUAUGUUGAUAAAUGGUUAUUAAUAGAGUAUUUUUAAAAUUAUUUCCGAGCUGAUAACAAAUGUACAUGGACAUUAUUUUCGUCCAAUAAGGAAUUAUGAAUAAAAAUAAUGUUUAUGUUUAAUACAACUAAAAUAAAUAUCAAAAAUAUAUUUUCUUCGAAUAAGGAAUAAAGAAUAAAAAUAGGUGUUUACGUUUAAUAUAAAUUUAAUAGUUAUUAAAGUAGCUAUUACGAAAAAUAAUUUAAUUUAAUUAUAUGGCAUUUCUGCUACAAAUGAACACCUGUUUAAUAAAAUAAAUAUUGGACACAUUUUUAUAUUUGUAGGAAAACAGUACCUUAUUUUUGGAGGAAAAUAGACCCACCCAGGUAGUUAGGUCUCAUUAUAUUUUCCAAAUAUGUUGUACUUGACAUUGGAUAUGUGGGCUGUGCAGUCUAUAUAUUAAUAAGUCUAUGGUUAUAUAAAUGGUUAUAUAUCAUUGCGAUUCUAGUUUAUACUAUUAAAUAUUAAAUAUAUAGGUAUCAAUUAUACUAAAAUAAGUUAUUAAUUAAUUUUAUCGUUUAUUUUCAUUAUUACCCAUGUUUUAUAAAUUGUUCAUAACUCAUAAGACUACAAAAUAAAUAUAGUAUACCUUGUAUAGGAGCUAUUUAAUUGUAGGAUUGGCUGAAGAUUUCAACACUAAUCUUUAUAAAAAAUAAAAUAAUAUAGUAAAAAUACUUGGUUUAUUGAAACAGUUAUAUCAAUAAUAAAGAUAAAAAUAGAUCUUAACUAUACUACUGUUCCAAUUGAUAAAAAUCAUUUGUUUAGAAAAAAAUGAAUGUUUAAAAAUAUAUUUUUUAUGUAGCUGUCGACGAGGAUCUUUUAUAUGUAAUACGUACUUUAUACAUGAACUUAAUUUGUACCGUUAUUCAAGAUACAAGAUACUCGAUACAUCCCAAACUAUACAGAAUACCAGGAAUCCAUUCUUAUACUUUAAGGUUUAUGUAUAAGGUCAAGUGGGGUAAAUGGAAAAAAUAUUUUUAAAUUUCUAUAUUUUAUACAAUUACUAGUUGUUAUGACAAUUGUUUUCCAUUUCUACAUUAUGAUCUUAUUAGAACACUUUCAGUAAUGACAAUGUCGCAAUUUAAAAUUUAAUGUACUUACUAUUUUUCAAAAAAAUUUACAUUUACAUUUGCCCCAUCAAAAUAUGAUAAAACAUAUUUUUCGGGGUAAAUGAAAACUAAACAAAUUUGUCAGUAAUCCGUAGGAAUAACCCCUGGAGCAUUUGAAAAUAUUUGUGUAGUACGCAUAUUUCAUUUUGCCCCAUAUUACAUAGUGGCCAGGGAGACAUUCAUAAACCAUUGUGUAACGGGGAGAUACGAGGGCCAUAACUUGAUGGUUUCUUAGACCUUUAGCCAUAUGUCGCAAGAUUGGCUCUCUCCGCGCCUAGUGACGCGACUACAUCCUGUGCCAGGGUGUGCACUGGGCGGCCAGACGCCAGGCAGUGGCCCAAGGCAUACACAUUUGAGGUACCUAUUUCGUGAGUUUCGUAUGAAACGUCGGCGGCAUCAGGUAACAACCUGAUCGAGCACUCCCCUUCUAAGACGGCACUAACACAACCUCCGCAAGGCCAUCCACAUAAGUCACGGACGUGUGGCAGCCCAGCGGACUCGGGGACAGCCAAGGGCGCGCCUGACUGCCGGACGUGCGUGCUAUAGUUAAUCGGAGUACUGUUUCACCAGUAGGGGUCCCUCCGAUUCCCGCAGAAUGAGAUUUAGGAUUCCAUAAUCCGGGUUCGCACAAAGACCUGGUUCCCACUAGUGCAGGUAUCGGGGUAGAACUUUUACGUCUGCCGCGACACUGCCUUUUAUUUGAGCGGUACGGUUUUCUGCGUGGAUUUCCGUUCCUGCACCGAGUGGUUUCUCGGAGUUUUAUAGGGGCUUAUAGUAUAUGCCUGGUUAGGUCUACUACUCACACCGGGUCGUUCAAAUUUUGGUUCAAGCUCUCGAUCGUGUUUUGAAUGAGAAUGGACCGGCGUGUGGUCGGAGGUUCGCGGGCAGGUUCGAGGUACCUGCGCGUGGUUGCUUUUACCCGACCCUUCCGUUCCAUUUUAUCCAUUUCAACGUUCUCAUCGAUGUGUCGCAAGGUUUACAGAGGGUUACAUUGAAUUCCCGUAAUCGCUCCUAUUAUCCUCACGCGGAUAUUUAUUCUCGUGCAGAAUAGAAGGGUAUCCCACUUUCCCUUGGCCACUGUAAAUUCAUUCAUUUUUGAAAUUUUAUAUCACCAAUUACGUCUAACGAGGUAACCCUUCGUCAGCGCGCACACGUGUGUUGUGAGAAAAUACACUUAGCGCCCGGAACACGACCUAGGUACUUGUCAUGAACUCAAAUUAGCACGGCCAAUCCGCACCACCAGCUCACACUGCAAAUUUGAGUUUUUCUCUCUCCUGGUUCGCAAGUUGGCAUUCCAUCAGCAGAUGCUCCGUGGUUCCAUUAGAGUACCCACACUGGCAAGCUGCAUCGCCUCUAAGUUUAAAACGAUGGAGUUGAGCGUUGAAGUUCCCGUGGCCCUACAUCAACUGGGACGUGUAAUGGUCCAUGUUGCACCACCCACGGUUCAGCCCACGCUUGACGUCAGGAAACCACUUAGGCUAAACCUAACCUGGCUAUCUGCCCUUGUCACUGGCGACCAACUUGCCCUGCCAGAAGUCAAUGAUGUUGUUAGCGUACUGGACCUUCCUAGCCUCGGCCAUAACCAUCGUCAUAACACCUCUCCUAACCGCGAUCCUAUCAUUUUCGAUCCUGGUUAUUCGUAAUAAUUCCAGGUCGAGAGGAGGUACUCCAGCUAGUACCUGCAGCGUCAUUGUUGAGGUGGUAUUAUAUGCACCCGUUGUCGCUUUUACUGGCUUCCUUUGAACACUGUUGGCUCUUCCUAGGUGGUGCCCGUCAGUCAUACACUUCGGGGCACACACAGAGGCCGCAUAGCUUAUUUGCGAUAUGAUUGUAUGAACACUGUCUUGUACAGGUUCUUAGUAAUUUCCUUUUUAAGUGGACGUAUCACGGAAAAAAAUCUGUUACUGGUUACUAUCAUAGGCAUAAACCCAUUUUUUGAGAGAUAACAAUGACUAAAUAACUAACACAUAAUAUGUAGAGGGAUACCUAAAUAUAUUACCUAUUAGCUACUAUAUGAAGGCCCAAAAUUAGCCCAUACCCUGCCAGACUACGAUCUCGCUAAUGACAAGGGGUGGGGAGGGCAAAUGCCCACCCUGUCACCACCAAAUUACGCCACUGCCAUAAGGUAUACCUAUUUUAUUAAUUAAUAAAUUAUUUAAUCAAGAUAGGUAAUAUGUAUACGUUAUAGGUAAUUAUUAGGUGUUAAAUAUGUAUUUAAAAAAAAGGUGGAUAAGUGGAUGUCGCUCUGCUGUACAGUAGGUUACAAGUGGGUUACUGUAAUGGAUGGUAUUAAAUUUGAAUUCAAUGAUAUAAUAUCAUUGUAUGAGAAAAACGAUUCUGAGCGAAAACGGUCAGUCAGCUUAUGAUAUUACCAAGUAUAUUUGAUGAUAUUAUUGUGAAUAAAGUAAUUUAUAUAUAACCUAUUUACGUGGAGCCUUGUUUUAAAUUUUCAAUCCUUAGCUAUAAAAGUUAAACAUUUUAUACAUUUUUAACUACAAAAUAAUUAAUAAAUUAUAAAUUUGAUAAAUGUUGUCAAAAUUCGAACUUUAAAUGCUUAUAAAAAAAAGUUGUGACUAUGUAUUUUUAAUAUUUUUCAACUGCUAUUAGAACGAUAUAUUAAGAGCCUUAUAUUAAAUUUUCAUGCUUUUUUACCCAACAAAUAAAAUUUUAUUGAUAUUUAAGAAAAAAAAAACUAAAAAAAUUGAAAACUGACAAUGUCCGUAAACAGCUCAAAAAGAGUCAAAAUAUUUUCAAAAUUUGAUGGUAUAUGGAAAAUGCUAAUAUAAACAUUCAGUGAAAUUUCAAGUAUCUAAAGUCAUUCGUUUUUUAAUUACAAUAAAAUAAGAAAAUUGUUACAUGAGAAAUCAAAUGAAUAUCAUAUGUUGUAAAAAUAUAAAUUUCAGACGCUCAUAAAAAUUUAAUUUAAGUUUCUUGUAGACAUUUUUUUUUUUUGACAAAGGUAGACAAAUUUAUGAGUAAUCUUAUAUUACAUUUUCAAAUCUUAGAUUUAAAAAGAAAAAUUUUUAUGAAUUCUCAACUCAAAAUAAUUUGCUAAUUUUCGCGAUUUUUCCGUAUUUUGUCAAAAUUUAAACUUUAAAUGCUUAUAAAUAAAAACUGUGACUAAAGAUUUUUAAUUUUUUUCAUCCGCCUUUGAAACAAUAACCUAGUAGCCUUCUAUUAAAUUUUCAAGCUUUUUUACUCAACAGAUAAAAUUUUAUUCAUAUUUAUAGAAAAAAAAACUAAAAAAAAAAUGGAAAUUUACAAUGUCCGUAAACAGCUCAAAAUAAGUCAAAAUAUUUGAAAAAUGUUAUGGUGUAUAGGAAAUGCAAUUAUAAACAUUCAGUCAAAGUUUCAUGUCCCUGCGGUCAUUUGUUUUAGAGUUACACCAAAAACCAAAAUCGAUUUUCUCGAAAACAGAUUUUGCGUAAAAAUUCCCGUUUUUCCUUAAUUUUCCUUUUGUUUUUCACGUCGCUUUUGAAUACUACUGGGUAAAUUUUACUCCAAAGUACCAACUAGAUUCACUUUCCUAUCAGAAAAGUUACUGUUGAAGAAAAUUCAAGCACUUUUACUGUCCUAAAAGGUGAUGACAGACACAAAAAUAAAAAAAUACACACAUCAUUGUAAAAUCAAUACAUUCAUCGCUCCGCUCAGAAUCUAAAAGCAUUCUACAAGUGAUUUCCGUUACCUAUGUUCUAAUAAAAGUAACAUUUUCAGAAUUUUUAUUUUUUUAACGUACCUAUAGAUUUCCGUUAAAACUAUUCAGAAUGCCUUGUUGCAAUUUUGUGAUGGAGUAAGGACAUAGACGAUGAUAACGGUUCAAAAAUGUCAAUAAAGCAAAUCGAACACAAACGAACAAAAUUUGAUACCUGUUUCUUUCUAUUUUUUAUAAAUUAUAAUAAUUUUAGUUAUAGAGUAGCAUCUCCACAUCGCGGUGGUGCAAUGUGUAUACAUCUACGGCUCAAAGUUUACUGCUCCAAAAAGUGACAGCCAUAAGAAAAAUAUGGUAAAAUGUAUAAUAGUUAUUAUACAGUGUAUUAUAUAGUUAUUUGCUUUUUGAAUAAUAUUUAUAAUAUAAAAUCUCAAGUUCUUGGCAUGUUCGAAAAUUUAUUGAAAACGGUAUAGCCGACGCAGUCUAGCGGUGUACCAUAGAAGAUUUCUUUCGCGCCGAUGGUUCUGUGUAGAUUUCGUAGCCAUUUCGCGGAGCAGCACGAAUUAUAAUAUUCUUCACACAUUUUAUUUUAUAGUUACUCAUUAGUCAUUAUUCACUACGAAAGUACAAUACAAUUUAUUUUUACUAAUUUAUUAGUAAUUACUAUACUACGUACAUUAGUCUGCAAUAAUUUUUUUUUUUAAAUUUUAUUUGGUAAACCGUCUAACUUCCAUAAUAUUUUCGGUCAUUAGUAUUACGCUCGUUGCUCGCUAUAAUAAUAUCCAAAGGUGGGCUAAUUAACUAGUUGCUUAAUUUUUCAAUCAACUUAUGAACUUAAUUAGUUUAAUCUACAGUUGAAAUAAUUUAGCUUUUCUCAGUUGAUUUAAAAAUAAUCCACCAAAUUCAAAAAAUUUUAAAUUCUUCAUUUUUAUGGUUUUGUACGUAGAUAUUAUUGUAUUAAUAUUAAAAUUAAAAUAGUCCAAUGCUCUUAUAUAGGUAAUUGUACAAACAUUUAUGUUAUUUUUAUGAUAAAACAUUUUUUGUAGAAUAUUAUGGAAAUAUUUUAGUAGAUUAGAUAUGCAUAAUAUUAUAUUAUAUGACCUUAAAUUGCUAUUUGAUAUGAAUAAAUUAGUAUUAGUCAAAUUAUUAAUUAAGAUGUGUAUUAUAGUUUAAAUAUUUAAUAAUCAUGUGAAGUAUAAUAGGUAUAUAGUAUACGCUAUACAUUACGAUAAAAGCUCAAUAUAAAACUAAUAAGUUUAAUAGGUACUGAAAGGUGAACUUAUGCCAAAUACUUUUGCCAGCAGAUAUGUCGCUAAAAUAAAUUUGGGUUGCUUAAUAGCAUACAAAAGUUGAUAAUAAGCUCCCCCGGUGACAAAUCUCCAUUUGGCCAAGUAGAAAUAAUUAAUAACCCUUCAACACCUGCAUCGAAUAAUUCCAUAUAAGAGUAAUUAUUAUGGAAUCGUGCCGAUUGACCCAUCUUGUUGGACAAUGUAAUUGUAAUUUAGCAAUCUGUGAUCCAGGACAAACACGUUUUAUUGAAUUUACCAUUACGUUUGGUCGUUUAGAGGGUAUUUAAAAAAUACGCAUACUUUGUGUACGGUGCCAGUACAGUUUCGUAUAGAUUGAAUGUUACAUGACGUGUCAGACAUUGCUAGAUAUUUUAAACAAUGUGAGGUACAAGCCCGGAUUAAGGAUCGAUUGGGCCCCGGGACACCAUACACUUAGCGGGCCCCCUUUCAACUUUAACUUCAAAAUUAUUGUAUCAUUGCAUAAUAUUAACGACUUUAUAUUAUUGUAUACAUUUUUACUAUACAAAAAAUGUACAGGAAGUAUCUUAUGUCAUUGUACGCGGCUUUUUUUUUGUUUAACAAUUAUGACUCGAUGAUAUGGAAUUUCGUUAAGACACAAAAAGACGUGUUUCUCUAUUUUGAACAGGCAAUUUUUUUUUAUAAUAUUUUUAAACACGCAGUUGUACCAAUAAUAAAAUCGACUUUAUUUUUUCAAAUGGUAACCACCAUAUUUUUUGAUGGAUUCUGGUAAAGCUUUUUUUUUUCCAAACAUUUUGACAGUAAUAUGAUCAGUUUUGGUUCACUAGGUGAUUAACUAUAUGGUCCUCUAGAUUUUAGUAUAAUAUGCAUUAAUAUACUUUUAACUGAAAUACCAAAUUUACAAGAGCUAAAUAUUUUUUUCUUAAAACCACCUUUUUAUAUACUUAAUAAUUAAAUCGGUAAUCUAAAAUGCUCAAAAAAAAAAACAAACAAACAAAAUUGUUGGCAAACAUAGUUUAUUAUUUAUAGUAAAUUUUUGUGAUUAAGAACAACUUUAUUUUAUAAUUAUUAAUAAUAAUUUACCUACAUACAUAGUUUUUUUUUUUUUUUUUUAAUAUUGGACUCGUUAAAAAAAUAUAUAUUUUGGGGAUAAAUAUGGGCCCCAGGACCGUGCUCCCCUUGCCCCCCCCCCCCCUUAAUCCAAGCUUGGUGAGGUGCCACUUGCUCAACCAAAAAGCCAUUUUAAAUAAUUUUUAAUAUGAUAAUACUAAUUCUUAGUUUUAAUUUAAUCUAUUCUGUGGUAUUAAAACGUUAAAGUUAUAAAGCUGCCUAAAGUACGUCAUAUUUUUCACAUAUGACAAAACUAUAAAUAUAUAUAUAAAUUAUAAUAACAAACUCUAUGAUAUUCUUUGUUUACGCCAAGUGGGGGGAGGGGUUGAACUCCUAAACCCCCUUGCAGGUUACUCAACUGUAUCACAUAAUAUUCUGUCAAUAACGAAAUACAAGAAAUUCGAACUCAACCUUUAUUAAAAUAAAUUAUAGAGAAAAAACCCAAUGAAAAAAAAAGAAUUUUUAUAAAAAAAAAAAGGUUUCAAAGAAACAAAUUUAAUGGAAAUCAGAGAAUAGGGGAAUUUCAAUAUAAAUGCUUGAAUACUAGAAUACUAUGGCUGAAUAUUAUAAACUAAAUAAAUAUAUUUUAUAUUAAAUGGACAUAACCUUUUUUAUUUAACAACGGUAACAAUUUUUUUAAAUAAAUAAAUGAUUACAUUUUUAUGUGUUUAUUUAUUUUACUUAUUUACAAAUUGUAAUAUAUUUUAAUAAAAAGAAAAAAAUCAAAACAUUUUUAGAGUAUUCUGAGAAUUUGCCUUUUUUAGAUAAUGCUUAGGCAUGUACUGAUCGGUGAUCGAUAACGGUUAGGAUUAAGUUAAUUUGUUUUUAUAAAUUCUACAAGACCUAACAAAUUGAUAACAAUUACGCACGCGUAUAGGGUAAUCCUCAGGAAAAUUUAACUAACGUGUUCUGGUCUUCUGGAUUCCUAGGUCGGCGUAUUAAACUUAAUAUAAGUGUCACACGGAUACAAAUUUUUUGUAUGGAAAUGAUAUAAUAUAUUAUUAGGAUAAAUCAUCGGUAAGAUUCAGUAGGUAGGUAGAUUUAGUUAGUAAGGCACGGUGUUAUUGGCAGGGGUGUAGUAAGUUAUUGGCACCAAGUAAUUUUGUUUUUCGUAUAUAAAAUGUUUGAUUAUGAAUUUAAGGGAUAUUUUUUUCGAUUAUACGGUCAUACUUAUACUGUUAUACUAUCAAUCUUGAUGUUAUCAUAUUAUUUGUUUGAUGAUUUGCUAUUCGAUUUCGUAAUGGAGCAGGUUACGUGCCAAUAACUAUCAAAAACGAAUUCUUAAGGUGCCAAUAACUGCAUACUCUACCCUUAAUUUAUUUUAUUCUAUUCAUGAGACGGAUCUGUAACAACCCUCCCGUAAAUAUAAAAAUAAUCGAUAAAAUAUGCACAUAUAAUAUUAUGUAUUUUAUAAUACUGGAUGGUCUUUUUUACCGUUAACACGCAUUAUAUACAUCAAAAGCUUAUACAGUUAAUGUUAAAGCUUAGAAUAUGCUCUGAUCAUCAACUUCGAGGGAGGUUUCUGGUAGCAAAUUGGAUCAAACCGUACUUUUCGGAGGACAAAAUUGAAAGUUCCCAGAGCUGAGGCCUUUGACAUAAUGUUACGAGAUAUAGGUAUUACGUAGAAUUAUAAAUUACGAUAAACAUGCAGGUAUAAAAAAUAUAAUGUGUAUAAUAUUCUGUUUUGGAUUUAUCAAUUUGAUAUAAAAUACUUGUUUAUGGACAAUGUAAUAUGUGGGGCGUGGAUUUUUAUGUGAUAAAAAAAGUCGAAAUAUGUACCUACGUACCAAUUAGAUAAAAGUGUUUAUUCAAUUUUAAUAUUUAAAUCAUAAAAAAAAGUACUGAAUAGAACAAUAUACUAGUCAUUUUGGAGCAAUAGAUUGUAAACAGAUUUGGUGGUAUAAAAUCGUUUACCUAUUCUAUCUUAUUUAUUUUGACGUUCUCUAUUACGAUUUACGACAUAUUAAACAUAUUUCACGCAGAAAAAAUAUUGUUGUCAAUAGUAUGUCUGUAAAUGGAUAGGUUAGUACAAAAAUACGAAAUAUGUAAGUACUUAUUGUAAAAAUAUUUAAGAACAAUUAAUUUAUUUCGAAUAGUAUACGAAAAUAUGUAAUAAUGAAUAUACCUAUGUUUCAUUCGAUUUAGUGUGUUAUGUAACGCGUGUUCAUUUUUAAGCCAAAUUAAGAAAUUUACCUUAUAUAAAAUUAUAUUUUUACAUAAAAUCCGCGCCCUAGACAUAAGUAAUAAUAGUAUUGACGAUCAACCGAUAUUGUAAGUCGUAACCAACCGUUUAUUAUAAUGUUUUGAUACUCUUUUUCUCUUCAGCCUCCAUUCUUACACGAUAUUUUACAAAAUAUUUUAUAGUUUAUUUUAAUAGUUCAAAUCCAAAUACAUUUUAUACGUCAUGUUCAGAUGUUUUAAAAAUAAUACUGAUACUGAUACUUUAAUGUUAGUUAGAAGUAUGUUAGCAAAAUUCGCUAGUUUUUGUAUGUCAAUUUAGUGAAAAUUCUACCCAAACAAUAUUUUAUUUAUUGAAAAACAGAUUAAAAAUAAAAUAACAAGGAUAGAAUUUUUAAUAAGCUUACCAAAAAAGUAUACCUAAACCUAAUUUUUGAUUGAUUUAUUAUUUGUAAUUGUAUAUUUUUUUAUUUGACUAUAAUAUUAUUGAUAAUAUUGAUUUUUGAUUUGAUCCAACUGAUUCAAUAUAUAUUUGAUUUUUUGUUACAUCAUAAUCAUUAUACAUUCAACAAGUAAAUUGAUAUUUAUCAUUCAAUUUAACUAUUAGUUUUUAAAAAUCACUGAUUAUAAUACAUAAUUUGCGACUCGGAUCUAUUAGGACGCAAUUUGUAAAUACACUCAUGUACCUGUGUGAUACUCCAUUCAUAAUAACUUUAAAUAAUUAAAAUUUAAUUUCAUAACUAAUCAACUCGUUUAAAAUCUUAUUUUUGUAAAUCAGAAUAAUAUUCUGAAGUAUGAAAUUAAAAAAAGUAUUAAAAAGUAUACUGUUAUUUAUUUUUAAAAAAAGUUACAAAAAUAAAAAUAAAAAAUAGUAAAAAAAUAUAUUUUUUGUUUACAAAAUGUUUUUGUAUGUAACUUUACGACAUGGUCUAAAUGUAAACUAUAUAAAAGUAUAAAGGUAUAGGCCAACAUAUUUCAACAGUCUAAAUAUUAAUUUUAAGAAACAUCUUAGAGUAAAUAAUAAUAUUAAUAUAAAUAAAUCUUCAUCAAAUUUUAUUUGUCUGAAUUGUAAAUUUAAGAAAUUAGUAAGUACCUAUGUAUUUUGUUUUUUUCCUAUUUUGUCUUUAUUUCAUUUAUUGUAAAUGUAUUCUUUUAUUAAUGUUUUUUAGUUUAUAGAUUAUAAGAAAAUAACUUUCUGCCUUCAACACAAACUUGCUUAACGAAGGUGGAUAAACCAAAAUGUUUAUAGAAAACUUGUAUAUACACAUUUUAAUAAAUAGAAAAAAAAAAGUUAAUAAUUUUUGAGACAAUGAGUGUAAAAAGGAACCGUUAAAAUAACCAUCCUGUAUAUUUGGUUAUAAACUCGGUAAUAGUUACUUACAAUCCGUCAUAUAAUACUAUAAUAUGUGUUGUAAAUUGUUUACAAACACGAAUGUGAUAUAUCUAAUUACGAUGGCAUUAUUCAUAUUGCUAAAUUUAUGCGUAUUAUAAAUUUAAAUAAACGUCAUUACUAUCGCCUGAGUGCUAAAUAAAUAAUCGUAAAAUUCUAACGAUUGUAAGUGAUGAUAUUUGACUACACUUUUUACUUGUUAUUCAGACUUUCAGAGGUUAAAAGUGUUCACUAAUUGAAAGUUAAAAAUGCACGAAUAUUUGCAGUCUGCUGAGGGGAAGUCACAAGUCCCGGUGUAUAUUUCAGAGGUGCGCCGGUGAACAGUUGUAGAGUUACACUGCACCUUAAGUUUAAUAUACAUAAUUGAUUUGUUUAUGUAUAUUGUUAAAUUUGAUUAUUUUGUUUUUCACGCCCGAGGGGAAAUAGAAGAAAACUUCAAGAACUUUAAUGAGAUUAACUCAAUAUUCUUUCAUUACGUUCGAUUUAUACAAUGUCUUAAACGUCAUCGUUCUGCACAUGACAUAAUAUGUAUUGAUGUAUUAUAUUAAGCAGUUUAAUCAAACAAAAAUUCAAGCCAAAAAAUGAGUCGCGAGUUGUGACCUACAUAAUUCUCUAAAAUAUCGUUUUGAUAGCUCUCUAGUCUAUGGAUAAUAACAAUAAAUAAUGGUUACACGGAUUAUUGGAAUUUAAUACUUCUUUUGUAUUCUAUUAUUUUACAUUACUUGUUUUGGCAGACAAGUAUAUAGAUACUUAUAAUGAUAUUAAACCAUAAUAAUAUUAUGUCGUUGUUCGAUGUCAGGCUAAAUCUGUUGGGUUAAUACGUUAUAAUAACUUACUUAAAAUGCAAAAAUAAUCUUAUUAAUACUGAAUGCUCUCUAAUGCGCAUACAACUUUAAAUGCAAAUAUUUUUGAUUAUGAACUAAUCAUGAAAUAUAGAAGUUAUAUUAUGUAACCACGAGAUACCUACCUGGUAAUGGCGUCGGAAAUACAAAUAUUUUCGGUUAUUAGACGAUAUAUUGUUUUGAAACCAAACAAUAAUACACGAAUUCUUAAACAUCCGAUCUCAAAAUUUAUCAACACAUACUAUGUUUACGCUAUUAUAUGACGGACUAUCGAAAACAUUAAGAAAACAUGUUGUUAGUUUCUGUCUAAAAACAUUUAUCGAGAGUAAUUUUUUUUUAUACUUAAAUCAUUACACAUACAAUUGAGAA